AUGGAUGUUCGCUCCGAUGCACAAACGGACCCCGCAGUGAUUUCCCCCCAAGACCCCACCUUGCUGAUCGGCUCCUCGCUGGUGGCCACGUGCACGGUCAGCCCGGACUUUCACCUGAAAGCCGAGGACCUGUACUGGACCCUCAACGGCCGGCGCCUGCCCGCCGCCUCCUACGUCGCCCUGGGGCCCACCACGCUCAGCGUGGUCCUCGCCCGCCUCAACGGCUCCAAGCAGCAGUCGGGGGACAACCUGGUGUGUCACAGCAGAGACGGGGGCAUCUUGGCCGGCUCCUGCCUUUACGUUGGACACCCCGCAGUGAUUUCCCCCCAAGACCCCACCUUGCUGAUCGGCUCCUCGCUGGUGGCCACGUGCACGGUCAGCCCGGACUUUCACCUGAAAGCCGAGGACCUGUACUGGACCCUCAACGGCCGGCGCCUGCCCGCCGCCUCCUACGUCGCCCUGGGGCCCACCACGCUCAGCGUGGUCCUCGCCCGCCUCAACGGCUCCAAGCAGCAGUCGGGGGACAACCUGGUGUGUCACAGCAGAGACGGGGGCAUCUUGGCCGGCUCCUGCCUUUACGUUGGACUACCCCCAGAGAAACCGGUCAACAUCACCUGCUGGUCCAAAAACAUGAAGGACCUGACCUGCAAAUGGGCGCCGGGGACGGAGGGGGAGACCUUCCUGCACACCAACUACACCCUCAAGUACAAGCUCAGGUGGUACGGCCGAGACAACACGUGCCAGGAGUACCACACGGCCGGGCCCUACUCCUGCCACAUCCCCAAGGACCUGGCCCUCUUCACGCCCUACGAGAUCUGGGUGGAGGCCUCCAACCGGCUGGGGGUGGCCGUCUCCGACGUCGUCAUGUUGGACAUCCUCGAUGUGGGUGAGCUGGGGGACCCCGCAGUGAUUUCCCCCCAAGACCCCACCUUGCUGAUCGGCUCCUCGCUGGUGGCCACGUGCACGGUCAGCCCGGACUUUCACCUGAAAGCCGAGGACCUGUACUGGACCCUCAACGGCCGGCGCCUGCCCGCCGCCUCCUACGUCGCCCUGGGGCCCACCACGCUCAGCGUGGUCCUCGCCCGCCUCAACGGCUCCAAGCAGCAGUCGGGGGACAACCUGGUGUGUCACAGCAGAGACGGGGGCAUCUUGGCCGGCUCCUGCCUUUACGUUGGACUACCCCCAGAGAAACCGGUCAACAUCACCUGCUGGUCCAAAAACAUGAAGGACCUGACCUGCAAAUGGGCGCCGGGGACGGAGGGGGAGACCUUCCUGCACACCAACUACACCCUCAAGUACAAGCUCAGGUGGUACGGCCGAGACAACACGUGCCAGGAGUACCACACGGCCGGGCCCUACUCCUGCCACAUCCCCAAGGACCUGGCCCUCUUCACGCCCUACGAGAUCUGGGUGGAGGCCUCCAACCGGCUGGGGGUGGCCGUCUCCGACGUCGUCAUGUUGGACAUCCUCGAUGUGGUCACCACCGACCCCCCGUCGGAUGUCCACGUCAGCCGGGUGGGCGACCUGGAGGACCAGCUGAGCGUGCGCUGGAGCUCCCCGCCAGCUCUCAAGGAUUUCCUCUUCCAAGCCAAGUACCAGAUCCAGUACCGGGUGGAGGACAGCUCGGAGUGGAAGGUGGUGGAUGAUGUGGGCAACCAGACGUCCUGCCGGCUGGCCGGCCUCCGGCCCGGCACCGUCUACUUCGUCCAGGUGCGCUGUAAUCCCUUCGGCAUCUACGGCUCCAAAAAAGCCGGCAUCUGGAGCGACUGGAGCAACCCCACGGCUGCCUCCACCCCACGCAGCGAGCGAGCGGCGGGGGGCUGCGACCCCAAAGGUGGGGAGCAAAACACGACGCUGCGGCGGGAGCUGAAGCAGUUUUUCGGGUGGGUGAAGAAACACGCCUACGGCUGCUCCAACCUGGGCAUCAAGCUCUACGACCAGUGGCGCGUGUGGCUGCAGAAAUCCCACAAAACACGCAACCAGUCAAUUAGGAACAGAUUUAAGCUUAAUGCCAAUAAACCUCUGAAACCCCACCGGGGUCUGCGUCAGCGGAGCAGCAGCAGCGCGCGGGGACGGGGAAGCAGCGGGCAGCCAAACGGGACCCCUGUCCCUCGUCACCCCCUGCCGUGGGACACGGAGAGGGGGGCACGGGGCGGGGGACGACAAGCCCUUUAGACCACAGGACUCAGGCCGGCUCCACGGGGACAAAUUUAUUGUGGAACGACUGUAGGAUUAAAAAAAAAAAAAA
This is a messenger RNA of Calidris pugnax (ruff), 2248 nucleotides long. It is a transcript of the gene CRLF1, whose product is annotated as cytokine receptor-like factor 1. The record is from RefSeq and is a predicted model, not a curated record. Bases 1 to 2175 code for a protein of 724 amino acids. Gene Ontology annotation, cellular component: external side of plasma membrane. Gene Ontology annotation, molecular function: cytokine receptor activity; protein binding. The transcript is spliced from 12 exons. Gene Ontology annotation, biological process: cytokine-mediated signaling pathway. Lineage: Eukaryota; Metazoa; Chordata; Aves; Charadriiformes; Scolopacidae.